UGCGGCAACAGCGAUCGCGCACAACCCAGACAACCAGCGAUGGGCCGCCCCAAGAGCGACAGCUUCGCUAAGGAAGGCGAGGCGCUUCGCUCGUCCUUUAACCAAGAGAAGACGCUGUUCGAUAAGCUCAAGGCCGGUGUGCACAAGAGCCGAGCCGGCUCGUUCGACGAGCAGCGGCUUAGCCGCAUGGGCUCGGGCGACGACCUCGUCGUGGACCUGCUUGACCUUAAGACCUUCAACCACCGGCUCGAGGCCGUCGCAGCGUCCCGCAAGGCAAAGCGCGUAGCGUUCGCCGAGGAGCUGUGCACGACGCACUACGUGGACGACCUCCAGUACCCAUGCCCUUUGUCGUCCAUGCCGUACAACAUCUUUCGCACGCGCCGCGUCAUUAGCUACGAGGAAGAAGAACAGCUUCUGACGCUCUCUUGGGAUAACGCGCUGCCGUACAGCAGCGUUGACUUUGGCGCCGCCGUUCUGCAGAUGCACUCGCGCAACAUGGACUUUCUGCUCGUUGGGCCCGUCAAGAUCCACCACGUGUCGUGCAUGGGCAUCUCGUGGAAGUCGUACUGGGCCGGCUUGGCCUCCGGUAUCAUGUGCUUUGCCGGCCUCGACGACGUCGAUCAGAUCUUCCAGUGCCCGAUCCACAAGUGCCGCGUCCAGGUGCUCAGCACCACGGAGAUGCGCAUGUACGAGGUCGCGGGGCUGCGCGACGUCGACGAACUCUUCCUUAAGUUUGCCAACGCAGCCACGCUGCACAUGUGGUUCUGGUCCAUCCAAAUGGCGUCCGCAUCGGCCUCGUUCAUGGACCCCGACCACUUCACCAAGCGGCUACGAAGGCUCAUGCGGUCGACACCCGAGGCGUCCGUGAGCUUUGUGGAGCAGCUCGGGCAGUCGCUCGGAUUUGGCGCGCGCAAGUCCGAUGCGCAACCGGACGUCCAGCUGCCCGUGACGCUGCGCAACCCGCCGCCGGUGCACCCGCUGGGGCCUCACACGCCGUCGAAUAGCAAACCUGCGGCGAUGCGCCACCGCAUCCUAUUUGUGCGCCACGGCGAGUACGAGAACCACCACUUCAAGACGAUGGACCCAGAGAAAUGCUUGACGCCGCUCGGCGAAGAGCAGUCGCGCGCGACGGCCAAGUACCUCUCGUCGCUCAUCGACGACGCGGGCUUGACGUACCAAGACGUGCGCAUCGUCUAUGCGAACGUCACGCGGUCGAUCCAAACCAUGGACUUCAUCGCCAAGGAGAUUGACGCGUCCGCGGGCAUCUACGAAACGUACAACCCGUACGAGACAUCGUCGCGCCAGCAACGCGUCGCCCGGCACGAGUUUGCUCUCUUGCGAGAGAGCGCGCCCCACGGUCUCUCAGCGUCGCAGCGCUACUUGAGUCGGUCGGCCAAGAUGGCACUUGCGCUGCAGCUGCUCUGCGCGCCGGACGACAUGUACCCAAUCACAAUCGUCGUGUGCUCGUCCAGCUUCAUCCGGUAUUGCACGCACCAGGCCGCGUACAACGUGGGCUUUGUGCUCUCGCCUGGAGAGAUGAACCACACAAUCGUCAUGGGCUACUGCAGCGUGACGCAGAUCGACGUCGGGAACGAUCAUGCGCUGUACCUGCGCGGUAUCAACGAAACGACGCACCUCGCCGGCGUGCGCGAGUCGGUGACGGCCCCACCCGUGGCCUAGUAAAACCUAUUUGUUGAUCAAUUUAAUGUUAGAAGAGAAGAACCGC
This is a messenger RNA of Saprolegnia parasitica CBS 223.65, 1726 nucleotides long. RefSeq lists its product as hypothetical. Gene Ontology annotation, biological process: positive regulation of mitochondrial fission. NCBI's taxonomy places the organism in Eukaryota, Oomycota, Saprolegniomycetes, Saprolegniales, Saprolegniaceae. Bases 40 to 1680 code for a protein of 546 amino acids. The transcript has a single exon. The record is from RefSeq and is a predicted model, not a curated record. Gene Ontology annotation, cellular component: mitochondrion.